Messenger RNA from Trichoderma harzianum CBS 226.95, 360 nucleotides. RefSeq lists its product as hypothetical. The coding region runs from base 1 to 360 and encodes 119 amino acids. NCBI's taxonomy places the organism in Eukaryota, Fungi, Ascomycota, Sordariomycetes, Hypocreales, Hypocreaceae. The record is from RefSeq and is a predicted model, not a curated record. The transcript has a single exon.
AUGGGCUUCCUUCGAAAUAUCUGCAACUCAACGAUACAAAUUUCAAUUUCAUCUCGCCUUCGGCAACUGGGGCUCUCUUACGCACAACACUACUCUACUCCUAAGGAAGCCUUUGCUGCUGGAAACACAUAUCCUUUCAGCAACGAAAACUUAUCGAGCCUUUCAUUAAAUAGCCGUGUGACAAAAGUGUUACAAUAUGUUGGCAAGGCCGUAAGUGUUACACCCGAGGUUCUUGCACGUGCCUAUAUCCAUAGUAAGGUCCGUUGCCAUCAUAGCCUUACGGCCGUGGCAAAGAGAGCUUUUGGAUGCCGCUGGGAAUGUCGCGUGACACUGGCACUUUUACGUCAGAUCGACCAAUGA